ACAAUCUCCCAGCUUGCCAUUCCAUCUACAAAUCGGUAGCCGUCUUAGGUCCCAUAUCAUCUCGACCAGGCGAUCAUGGCCCCCCCAAAAUACACAAAACACUUCAUCCCACUUGAGUCUGAUCCUCUCAUAUUCACCCAGCUCAUACACGCCCUCGGAGCCUCUCCCGCCCUCCGAUUCAAGGACGUCCUCUCCCUCGAUGAGCCCUCACUCUUUCCGAACCCAGCUCUAGCCCUGAUCCUCACCUUUCCGACAACCGCAGACUACGAAGAGCGCAGAGCCACGGAAGCAGCAUCGCAGAAGCCUCAGGCUGGAGGGCAUGAAGAUGGGGAUGUCUUGUGGUUCAAGCAGACUAUCAAUAACGCCUGCGGACUCUAUGCUAUACUGCAUGCUGCUGCUAAUGGGGAGGGAACACGGUAUAUACAACCAAACUCCACGCUCUCAAAACUCUUAGAGGAAUGUGCCUCCCUAAGCUCAGAUGAGCGCGCGAGAUAUCUGGAGGGCUCCAUAGAGAUCGAGGCUGCGUACAGGAAUGCUGCUGAGCAGGGUGAGAGUGAGGUUUCUGAGAACCCGGAGGAUGAAGUAAAUUUUCACUAUGUGUGUUUUACCAAGGAUGUUAAGGGAAAGGUGAUUUGGGAGUUGGAUGGGGAUAAGAUGGGACCGGUGAAGAGGGGGGAGGAUAUGGGUAGUGGUGAGGACAUGCUGGGAGAGACAGGGAGGAGGGUUAUUAGGGAGCGGAUGAGGGAAGAAGGGGGUGGGGAGAAUGUGGCGUUUAGUCUGAUGGCUUUGAUGGUGGAGUUGGAAGGGUAG
Molecule: messenger RNA, 810 nt
Organism: Paraphaeosphaeria sporulosa
Lineage: Eukaryota; Fungi; Ascomycota; Dothideomycetes; Pleosporales; Didymosphaeriaceae
Product: peptidase C12, ubiquitin carboxyl-terminal hydrolase 1
Exons: 2
Coding region: 76-810 (244 amino acids)
Biological process (GO): ubiquitin-dependent protein catabolic process; protein deubiquitination
Cellular component (GO): cytoplasm
Molecular function (GO): cysteine-type deubiquitinase activity
Source: RefSeq, a predicted model, not a curated record